Molecule: messenger RNA, 2706 nt
Organism: Fraxinus pennsylvanica
Lineage: Eukaryota; Viridiplantae; Streptophyta; Magnoliopsida; Lamiales; Oleaceae
Source: the annotation of a GenBank genome assembly
AUGGCAGGUAAGGCGUUUAAAAGGCAAAAGGACAGAAAAAGCCACACAAAUGCCCCGUCCGUUCACCGGUUAAAAUCCCCUUUCAUUCCUCCAACUGAAACCCUAGAAAUCGCCUCAUCCCCGACCUCCGACCGGCGACGAACGUUGGCCUGGAUUGUUUACCAUCUCCGACCGGAGCUAUCUCUCUUCCCCUUUUCUGAAAGCCGCGACAAGGGUUUUCAUCUGCGGUAUAAUAAGCUAGAAAUUGGGGGAACAAGAGAGGUUUUCUUCUUCCCUAUUAAGCUGGAAAUUGGGGGAGAGGCAAAAAAGAGAGACAUUCAUCCCGACUCCAAUUUAUCUUGUGAUUUCUACUCAACUUCUUCAUCAACGAAAUUGGAGGAGACCGAGACGCCGCCUGCUGCUAAUUGUGAUGGAGUUCACCGGAGAAUGGAAAUCCCUCUGGCCCAUAUCCUCCACCAUCUCUCCCCCGCUCCUCCUCUGCAUAAAUCAUCACCGGAUUACGAGGUUGUUGGUCAACCCAGUCAGCAACGAAGACAUGUCUCUAGUUGGUGUACCGAUUCUAAGACAUUAAAGGGUAAAGCAGUUGUGAGCGUGUGUUGGAGUCCGCAUUUAAAGGAAGAGUGUUUAGUGUUGUUGGAUAAUGGUGACUUGUUGAUGUUUGAUAUUAAUGAAUCUUGCAUAAAAAAGGGUAAUAUGGGGCUUUUUAUGAGUACAAGGAAUAGAGCUUUAGAAAAGAAGCUGCGAGUCUCACUCAGGAAUAAGGUGAGUCUAGAGAAGGAUGAAAGUGGUAGUGGGGAGUGGUUUGGAUGUGACUUUAGUUGGCAUCCAAGGAUAUUUAUUGUUGCUCAUUCUGGUGCAAUAUUCUUGGUUGAUCUCAGCUGUGCAGGGAAUUGCAAUGUGAAAUGUUUGUUGAAGGUUGAGAUAUUGUCUAACAUGAACAAUGAUGGGUUUGUGGCGUUCUCGAGGGUGGGUUAUGAUGCAUUCUGCUUCACCGUAGCUACAAAACAGUUGUUGCUGCUUUGUGAUGUGCGGAAACCAUUGAUGCCAUUGUUGCGUUGGGUACAUGGUCUUGUUAAUCCACGGUACAUAACUGUUCUUAGAUUGUCAGACUUAAGGUCGAAUGCAAAUGUUGAUGAUUACAGGUGUGUGUCUGAAUCAGGGUAUUGCAUAUUGCUGGGAUCGUUUUGGGACUGUGAGUUUAGUCUUUUCUGUUUUGGGUCCAACAUUAAUAGAACCGACUCUGUCUCUUCUAAAAAUUUGAAGUUCUGCAACUUGUAUUAUGCAUGGGGACUCCCUUCAAAGAUUUCAUUGUCAGGCUAUGAUUGUAAUUGUGGCAGUUGUCUUGUAAGAGAGGAGUUCCCGAAAAGUCCUCUCCCUGAUUGGAUUGACUGGAGGCAGAAAAUACAGGUAGUCAUGGGGUUUGGCAUUCUCGAUGCAGAUCUUUUUACCAAGUUGUCUAGACCUAAUAGUUUUGGUGGGUUUGUGUUAAUUAGGUUAAUGUCAUCAGGGAAGCUAGAAGCACUGCAGUACCAUGCAGAAUGGGAACCUGAAAAAUAUUCUGAAAUAUUUCAUAAGACGUGCAUUCGUCACGCAGAUAAUCUUUUGUAUGAUACGAGUGCCGCAGAAUAUAAAAUAGAAAAGAAACAUCAGCACUUGAAGUUUGACUGCUUCAAUGCCUAUUUGGAAGAUAAUCUAGCUAAAUACAUUGUUGAACGAAGAGAAAACGUGAAAGAGAGUGGUGAAGAUGCCCCAAAAAAAUAUAAUGUCGCAUCAAAAUCCAAUUUCCAUCAAGAAAUCUGUCAUAAGCUGAAGGCCUUUAGGCUUCCUAGAAUAAGGUCAUCCUUGGCAGUUUCUGAUGUUAUGGAAGAUAUUAGCUUACCAACCAGCAUAAAUGAGAUUGCUUUGAGAAGUACCUGGGCCAGCUUACCUACAAAUCUCUUGCAAUUGGCUUUCUGCACCUACUCAGAAUUCCUUAUGGAUCUUGAGAAGCAUAAGGAACCUUUAGAGUUCCCAGAUAUUCCCUAUAAACUUCAAGUGCUGCCCUUUCCUUUCCGAAAGCCAUCACGCCGCAGCAAUAAAUGGUCUGAUAAAGUUCAGCCUUCUGAUUCUCUUGUAGGUCCAGUUCUUCCCCCUCAUCUUUUGACUAUUCUUCAUAAACUCUGCAUGGAAGAACUUAAAAAGGAAAGACAGACUUACCUGGAAGAAACAGAAGCAUUCUCAAUCAAUGCUGAACUCAGACUUCAAUAUAAGAAAGUAAUGGAGGUUGUUGAGGAGCUUGCCGUUUCGGAUUCUGACACCAAGAUUCAGGAUGAUGAUUUUGUUUCUCUUGCUGAUGAUAAAGAUGAGAUGAGCUACAACUACGAGACUCCAAAAUCGAAGUUCUCUUAUCAUAAACCGCUGGCGUUCUCAGAGAAUUCGUCUGAUGUGGAUGUGACGAUGAGGAAAUUUGGAAUUGAGAUUGACAGAUUUUCAACCUUUGUUUUUCGGAGAACCCAAGAGAAUAAAUCUAAUGUCAGUGCAGGGAUGGUGGGGCUAGAGCUAUUUGAUACAGGGUGCCCAAUAGCUCUAAAUUUUGGUGAUUAUACCCUUGACUUUGGGCCUAAGGAGCUGGAAGCAUACCAAAAUUUGAAGAAACAAGAUUUAGAAUUUCAGAAAGGUUUUAAUCUCUAUCAAGAUUAUAUCACCAAAGGGAAAUCACUGAAAUGA